Molecule: messenger RNA, 5220 nt
Organism: Carcharodon carcharias (great white shark)
Lineage: Eukaryota; Metazoa; Chordata; Chondrichthyes; Lamniformes; Lamnidae
Gene: c2cd2l
Product: c2cd2 like
Exons: 14
Coding region: 100-2253 (717 amino acids)
Biological process (GO): positive regulation of insulin secretion involved in cellular response to glucose stimulus
Cellular component (GO): cytoplasmic side of apical plasma membrane
Molecular function (GO): phosphatidylinositol transfer activity; phosphatidylinositol binding
Source: RefSeq, a predicted model, not a curated record
AGGGAAGGGUAUAGUUUGUCCAAUGCGCCAGACUGAUUUCCAAGUUGGAUCGGGACGGUUUGUUUUCUUCGGUGUGUGUGGACAGGCUGCCCAGUCCCCAUGGCUGUGAUGGCUGCUGUUUUUAGCCUGUUCGGCAGCGCCUCUGCCCCGGCUAUUUUUCACGACGUUAGCUGGCUCGCUCUCCUCCUCUUGUUUGCCGCCUCCAUCGUGACCGUGUUGACUUGGCUGGUGCAGUAUUCAUUCGGGAUUUUACGCCGAGCCGGGCCAGCCGCCAAGCAGCACGGCCCUCCUGCCAGUCUGGGACUUUGCAGCUCCCUCUUAAAGCUGGGAUGCUCCCGGGAAGACAGCGCCUCGGCGUCGGGACUCAAGCGUUUGGUCACGUCCCUAUUCUCCUUCAAAUCCUUCAGGGAUAACUGGCAAAGAGCGUGGAUCAAAGCACUGAACGACCAGGCUUGUCGCAUUGGGAGCUCUGUACAGAUCAGCUUUGAAGAAGGUCCCCAGCUACCAUCAAUGGCAUGUAUCAGUCAAGUGGCUUGUAUGGAUCAAUCAGAACAGAGCAUGGUUCUUUGCUGCCAGUUGGUGGUAGAUGCAAUUCAGUUCCCUGUGUCUGUUACCCAGCAGUCUCCAGCUGCCGUUUCCAUGGAUUCUUACCAGGUGACCUUGGCUCCACUUAAGGCGCAGAUGGAGAUUUGUUUGGAAGAAACAGAAGCUGAGGGCCUGCUGGUCACUUGGUCAUUUAAGGAACCUCCUGCUCUGUCCCUCACAGUCACCUCCAAACUACAAAGAAGGGGGAAUGAGGGGAAAGCAGAUGUUUCCACCAUUAAAGAGCUGAUUGAGGAUACAAUAGUCAGCACCAGUCCAGCCAUGUUGGUCAAUCUCAAGGCACACGUAGCAAACACAGUACCUGCUGAGAAAUUUGGGAAGGGAUUGGCAUCUCCAUCAAAGGCAGUGCUCAAUGCCGGGUGCAGGCUGGUGGUCAGAGAGCUGAAGGCAAACGUGAGCAGAGCGGAAGAAGUGGGAAGUAGAGAGCUGUGUUGUGUGUUGGAGCUGGAUAGCCCGGUGCAGCUUAAAAGAACAAAACCUGUGGUGCCCAAGUCUCCAAAUGGAAACUCAGAGCUGAAGUGGAAUGAGGAGCUGAUCUUUGAGCUGGGAGCAAGAAGCAAGGAGAUGAAAGUGAAGAUUGUGGAAAAGUCAGAGCAAAGUGAGAGCAUACUGUUAGGGCAGAGUGUGAUCCCGCUGGAUUUACCUCGGAGAUCCCCUUCUGGAUAUCAUAAUUUAGCAUUAGCAGCCACUCCAGGGAUAUCAAACACUGCUACUGGAUCAGUUUCACUGGAGUUGAGUUACAUAGAACCUACAGAUUCUAAGACAGCCCAGUCACUAGUCCCUGUGCGAACAACUAUGACCCCUACAAAAAAGAUUGAAAUGGAUCGAACCAUAAUGCCUGAUGGAACGAUAGUGACAACUGUAACAACCAUCCAAUCCCGGCCCAAGAUGGAUGGAAAGAUGGAUUCUCCUACGCGGUCACCCUCAAAGGUGGAAGUAACAGAGAAGAAGUCCAUCAAGAUGGAUGACAGCCCUGUAAAUCUGUCUCACAAUAACGCAGUGGAUAAUCACCUAGCCAAUGGUUUGGAUCCGGUGGUACAGACAGCAAUCCGGCAGCUGACAGAAUCCGCCAACAAGCCCAGCAAAAAGACACCAACUAAACGCAGCACAUUGAUUAUAUCAGGCGUUUCCAAGGCCCCCAUUGAUCAGGAAGAAAUGGCUCUCUCAGUCGGCUACGCAGCUUCCAUGGAUGCCUCUCUGCAGGGUGAGACAGGUCUGCCGUCUCUGCCUCACUGCAGUGCUCAGAGCGCGCUGGACUCUCCCAAAUCUGCCGACUCCCAGAACCAGUGGCAGAUGGUCAGUCAGGACCUGGAUGAAGCAGCAGUAUCGGAUAUUUCCGAGCGGCCAUCGGUGGACGAUGUCGAAUCAGAAACUGGGUCAACAGGAGCACUUGAAACAAGAAGCUUGAAGGAUCACAAAGUUGGUUUCCUCCGCAGCGGCACAAAGCUUUUGUUCAGGAGGAGAAACAAGCAGAAGGAGCCAGGUUUCAGCCACUCGCACGAUGACCUCUCCAACGUGAGCGACAGCCCCGCCUCCACACGGAAGAAAUCGGGCAGCUUCUCGCGGAAGCUGAUCAAGCGAUUCUCUUUCAAGUCCAAGUCCAAGUCCAAGGCCAGCGCUAACGGCAGCACUGCAGCAACUGGGAACUGACUGCGCUGGGCUUCCCAGAGAAAGUUGUCAGACAAAAGACCUGGACUACCUGGGGUAGAUCAACAGGUGACGAAACACUUGGGCCAGUCGGGAGUUUUUUUGCAGUAAUUCAUAUCCUGGUUUCUUCUCAAUGACUUUUCUGUGAAAUGAAAGGAGUGCUGCCAUCUUUCAUCGAUCAUCGCUUGUAAAAGCCAUUCUGCAGUGACAUUCCUCCCUAGUUACGUCACAAAGCAUCAAAGCAUGGAGGAAGCCUGAAGCUUUUAACAGCCUGAAGCUAAGGAUGACCUUGAGUCAGGAACUGAGACAAAAUGCAUUUGUUUGGUGACACUAGCUUUAAAUGUAAAUUCUCUAUACCCUCCUCACCGCUUCCCAGUUUUAUUUAUUGAAAAUCUAUAAUGAUGCCAGGUUUGGCAGCUGUGAGAUUCUGAUUUAUUGUUUUAAUUGGGAUGAAUGAAUUCUGUCCUUUCAUUGAUUGCUAACUAUUCUUAAAGUGUUUGCCGAGUUAUAGCGUACUGUUGUUUCAGAAAGUAAAUGAAAAGACAAGUGUGAACUCCUUCACUACUUAGAAAGAAAACACCUUGACUUAGCGUUGCCACGCUGCUUAUAGUCCCUUAGCAGAACCAAGAAGUGGAUGGUGAAUUUAGUUAGUUUUGCAGGACAGAAUGCACUUUUUGUGGGGAAAGGGGGAUCACGUCAGUGAGUUGGAAUAUUUUGCUUUUAACCUGCACUUAGUUCUUCAGGUUCACAGGUCUCAAUGACCGAUCUUCUCAUCCAUUUUCCUAAGUGUAUGUGUAAUAAAUUUAAGCUGGAAUAUUGUAUCCAAUUCUGGACACCACACUUAAGGAACUAUGUCAAUUCUUUAGUGAGGGUGCAGUGGAGGUUUGCUAAAAUGGUACCAACAAUGUGUGGACUUCAGUUACGUGAGAGACUGGACAAGCUGGGCUUAGUCGCCAUAGAGCAGAGAAGGUUAAUGGGAAAUUUAAUAGCGGUACUCAAAACUAUACGAAGGGUUUUGAUAGAUUAAUUAAGGAGAAAUUGUUUCCAGUAGUAGAAAGGGUCAACAACCAGAGGAUGCAUUUAAGUUAGUUGACAAAAGAACCAGAGGCAAAUGAGAUUUCUUUUAUUUUAAAUGUGGUGAUUUGUUGUGAUCUGGAAUGGACUAUGAAAAAGGGAGGUGGGCACAUUUAAUGGUAAUUUUCAGAAGGGAGUUGGGUAACUAAAAAGAGGGAGAAAAGUGCAGGUCUAUGGUGAAAGAGUAGAAGGGAGUGGAAAUGAUUUUAGUUGCUGCUUCAAAGAGCUGGUGUAAGAACGAGCUGUCUACUUUGCUGUAUUGUUCCCAUGAUUCUGUGCAUGCUCCAUUAGGUCACAAAAACUUAGUGCACUUGGUUUAUAACAAAACCAUUUCAAUACACCAUCAGAAAAUGCGGAAAAGCACCCAGCAGGUCAGGCAGCAUCUGUGGAAACAGAAAAAGAGUUAACAUUUCAGGUCAGUGAUCUUUCAUCAGAACUCACAAGAACGAAAGGUUAACUUGAAACAUUAACUCUAUUUCUCUCUCUGCAGAUGCUGCCUGACUUUAUGAGUAUUUCUAUCAUUUCUGUUUUUAUUUCAGAUUUCCAGCAUCCGCAGUAUUUUGCUUUUUGUCAAAAUGCCAUCCACAGGAUAGAAACUUGGGUAACGGGCUAGAAUUUGAAUUGAAAGUAAAGUUUAUCACAAUCGAGGGAGCAUUGGCAUGAAAAGUCCCCAGUGUGCCCAUUAUCGCAGCACACUGUGAGCACGGUAUUUGGUGAUUGCGGUCACAAAGGCAACCUUCAGUGAAUAAGUUAAUAUGUUAUUAGAGGAAUGUCGUUAUACAUGUUGUACAUAGAUUUGUGGUAGUGGGGAUCUAACCUGGAGUGCUAGGUGCCACUGUCUGUAAAAUAAAAACCUGCCUUGUACUCAGAUCUUGCAGCAUGCUGGCCCUCAGUAGCAAUAAUCUGGGUACACUAUAACCUCUCGAGUCCAGAAAUCUAUUGUUCGGAAACACCAGUUGUCCGGAAAUUUUUGGAGCAGGCACAAGUAACUCACGGUACUUUGGGGGCAGAAACAUGGAAGAUACCAGUAUUUAGAUAGGUUUAAAGUAGAAUUACUGCUUUAUAAUGUUUUAUCACUGUGUUAUUCUUCAGCUAAAUACUUAUAUCUAUAGAGUUUCAGUCACAGAAUUGUGGUUAGGCAUUCAAACGUUAUUCUAUAAUCCAGAAAAUUCCAAAAUCCAGAAAUGGCUUGGUCCCAAGCAUUCCAGACUGGAGAGGUUACAGUGUUUCUUGUUCCCUGGAUACGGAGAGGUUUCCUGGAAAGUGAGAGAAGGUAAACUGAGAGUCAAGGUUCUGAAAGGUUUGCUUAUAUAGCAAUGUGAAGACGGUCAAUGGAACUAUUCUCUUAGCCAUGGACUCCAAUAUGUCAUUAGGGCCAAGGGAGGUUAUUAUACGGAAAGCAUUAACAGGAUUUAUGGACUAGAUCCCCACCUACAGAUGCCUUUCUAGAUUUUGUUCUCCAGUUACAUAUUGAGGCAUCUCAAUUGCCAUUAUAACGAGGGUGGAACCCUGGUUCAAAGAGAUGUUUGCAGAUGGUUCUUUGUGAGAUAUGAGUGUAAAAAGUUUAUUGUACAUAGUAAAUUUUAAUCUAGUCUGGGAGGAGAUGGUAAUGGGGGAUAUAUGAGAGUGGUUAUAUUUAUGAUGUGAAAUUGUUUUAGCAUUUAGGCAGUGACUUCCCCCAGCAGCAGGUGACACUCUGCAGAUCAUUGACAGCCAUUUUGUUUUCAGUUUAUUUAGAUUAUCAGGUGAAUGGGAUGGAGUCUGUGCUGGGAUUGUGAUCUUAAAUAUUGCUGAGAAAAGAGACCUGUCAAAGCUUUUCGUCUUGCACUUAUCAAAACACUUGCAAGAAUACUAAUAUAAAGGGGAAAACAACAAUUUAUACUGUAUGAGAAUAGA